Molecule: messenger RNA, 1593 nt
Organism: Plenodomus lingam JN3
Lineage: Eukaryota; Fungi; Ascomycota; Dothideomycetes; Pleosporales; Leptosphaeriaceae
Biological process (GO): carbohydrate metabolic process
Source: RefSeq, a predicted model, not a curated record
AUGCGGCCUGUAGACAUCCUCUCCAUAUUCACGCUUAUUCCUGCAACCUAUGCCCAAUGUCCCUCAUACUCCGAAUAUGCUAGACAGAGGCACGAACCGUUUACUGGAGGGAGCCUUAACUUGUCAUAUGCUCGGCCUAUAGAAGCCUGCCGAACAUUCAUCUCACAAGAGGUGGAAGACACAAUUGAACGACUGCGCCAUGUAAUCAAGGAUCCUGACCUCUUCCGGGUCUUCGAGAAUAGUUGGCCAAGUACACUGGACACGACGAUUGCAUGGCAAGGUUAUGCAGACCAGACUGCUGAAGAGGACGAAGAUGGUGAGCAGAGGGAGACGCAAGAGGAGCUCACAUUUGUGGUCACGGGAGACAUUGAAGCAAUGUGGUUGCGAGACAGUGCAAACCAAUUACAAGCCUACGUCUCCCUACUGAAGCCAUCCAAAAGUCAGAACAGUUUUGCGAGUCUCUUCCGCGGUGCCAUCAACCUGCAAGCUCGUUACAUCUUGGAGAACCCCUUCUGUAACGCCUUCCAGGCCCCUGUAGAGAGUGGAAUCAAGCGCAAAAGCAGUAUGAACAGCGAUGAAAUCACCCCUGCUUUUGAUGACAUGAGCGUCUUCUCCUGUCAAUGGGAACUCGAUAGCUUCGCCUCCUUCUUGCAGCUCUCCGCCGACUACGCAACCGCAACGAAAGACUACGACUUUUUCAAACAGACCAGAAACUGGACGAAAGCCGUGGAAACAAUCUUACGGACCGUGGAGAGCAUGAGGAUUGAUUCCUACACCCCAGACGGCGCAUGGCAGCACACACCCUACACCUACUGUGCACCUUAUGGCGGAACCCCAAUCAACCGCUGCAACGGAAGUCCACACAAAGGCAACAUCGGCCUCAUACGCAGUUACCAUCGUCCAAGUGACGAUGCGUGUACGUACCAGUACCUUAUCCCCUCUAACAUGAUGUUCAGCUCCGCCCUCAACGCCUGCUCCAUCAUCGCAUCUACCAUCUCGCCGCGAUCCGGCAAGCUAAGCAGAUGGAUCAAACGCACAAGCACCCACAUCAACCGGGGCAUCGACGCCUACGGCAUCAUCGACGACAAACUGCACGGCAAAAUAUACGCCUACGAAGUCGACGGCUUCGGCAGCGCAAACGUCAUGGAUGAUCCCAACGUCCCCUCUCUACUCUCCGCCCCCUUCAUCGGCUACACAACCCUCCACGACCCCAUCUACGCCAACACACGCCGCAAGAUUCUCUCGCGCGAGAACCCCUAUUUCGCCCAGGGCCCCGUGCUUUCGGGCGUGGGGUCCCCGCACACCCUGCCCGGGCGUGUGUGGCCGAUGGCGCUGAUCGUCACCAUCCUGACGAGCGAGGACGAGGACGAGAUUCUCGCGAAUUUGCAGAUGUUGGUGAGGAGUACGGAUGGGCUUGGGUUGAUGCAUGAGAGUGUGGAUGCGAGGAGUGAGAAGAUCUGGACGCGGCAGUGGUUUAGUUGGGCGAAUGGCUUGUUUGGGAGCAUGAUUUUGGAUUUGGAGAAGCGGAGACCGCAUUUGUUGAGUAUGUUUAAUAGUAGUGCUAGUGUUGGUGCGGGAAGUCAUCCUUUAUAA